AUGCAGAAUAUAGAUGAGCCAAACGACGAUUCCGCGGAUUACCCAAUGGAAACGCCGCGAACAGAACCCGAUCGCUGCGUCAGCCCACCCACCGCGGGGGUGGCUCGAUCGGCACCGAGAGUCUGCGACCGCGACGUUCGAGGGCGCAAGGAACCCGUAGUGGAUCAAGCUUGGGCGGAUCCGGUUCUGCCCGAGUUCUUUCGGGAACUUGCCUCUCAGAUGGCACGGGGGGUAGUACAGGCGUGCCACAGGUCCAUCGGAUACGAGGACGGCAAGAACAUGAAGGAUUUCCUCGACCUAGCGGAGUUAGAUUUCACUGAAAGAGGGCUAGAAGAACGGCUGUGGGGAGAAGAACUCAAAAAAUAUCUGAGGGGAGACGCCUUGAGAUACUGGUUGUAUCUGCGUCGCACUGGAGAAUCCCUAACUGAUUGGGAGCAACUGAGACAGCGAUUCUGCGAGCACUUCUGUAGUAUAACUCUGGAACGGAUGAAAGUCAUGCUAGCUAAGAAUGUAUGGAGGGGCGACCACCACGCAUACUCUGCGUGCUUUGCGGACAUCGUGGCUCAAGGGGUGAUGGUGGCCCCAGAUCUGUUGGUGGGUUACUACCUGGCCAACCUGCCAGAUGAAAUACUCCGAGAGGUAACUCAAGGGGGAACAAGGAGAUUCGCAGACUGGCAGGAAGCCGCCGCAGCACUGGCUACCACGGUGGCACCAUGGAAGGAUUUGCGCGAAGACUGCCACCGAUUCCGGCGAGACUUAGAGGACGCCACGCGUAGAUGGGUUAAAGGCGGGCGAGAGCCGGGCCUACUACGCGAACGAGAGAACAGAGACGACAGAAGCAAUGAUACUACGGACUCACGCUGCUACGCGUGCAGCGGAAGGGGACAUGCGAGCAGGGACUGUCCGCUCCGUAACGGAGCGACGCGACGGAUCGGGGAAGUGUGCUCCCGGUGUGGAGGCCGGGAUCACUACGCUAGAGAUUGUCCUACGUCGGCUCGACCGGGAGCAGAGCCAAUCCGGCCGCCCAGACAGCAGCCAAUGCGGCCCAACAUCGACCCCCCUGAGACCCAUUCUGGGUCUCUUGCAGUUCUCGGGCCUGGGACUGACCCUCCCGAACCAUCGCACAGGACCCGGGGACCGCAUCCUGACUGCCGCGAACUGGCCGGCCUCCGCCGACGUGCCUCUCGGAAACGCACUCCUUCACCCCCGGUUCCACCCCCGUCCAUUACGCCCGACCCCGCCCCCGAAUCUCCCACGCCGACAGACCCAAGACCUACGCCCAGUCCUCCCGUCCUCGACUGGCCGGCAGCGUAUUCUAAGUGCCCGGUGUUCAGCGCGCCCUAUAACACUGCCUCUACCAAGCAGGGUGCAGUUGUUCAACUGGAGUUCCAACAUCGUCGUCACACCUUCCGUUUUGUCCUGCCCUAUUUACAUAUAUGCGUUAAUGGUCUCUGGCGUAUCUGCGUGCCGCAGUUUCCAGAGUUCCUCACUCACGUCCUGUACACGCACCAUGAUCACGUCACCGCCGGGCAUCGAGGCCAAAAGAAGACCUACAAGGCCCUCAGCAAGCGUUACUAUUGGCCUGGCAUGCGUACUUACACCAACGCGUGGAGCCAUGUUAGCCUAGGUUUCGUCACCGACUUACCCCUCACCACCUCUGGGCACGACGCUAUUCUGGUUGUCGUCGAUUCUCUCAGCAAGAUGGCACACUUUAUUCCGGCCAAGAAGUCCCACUCAGCCGCCGACACUGUAGAGCUC
Messenger RNA from Eimeria necatrix, 1758 nucleotides. RefSeq names its product Gag-pol, related. Lineage: Eukaryota; Apicomplexa; Conoidasida; Eucoccidiorida; Eimeriidae. The record is from RefSeq and is a predicted model, not a curated record. The transcript is spliced from 2 exons. Gene Ontology annotation, molecular function: nucleic acid binding; zinc ion binding. The annotation marks the transcript as partial.